Molecule: messenger RNA, 2956 nt
Organism: Daphnia magna
Lineage: Eukaryota; Metazoa; Arthropoda; Branchiopoda; Diplostraca; Daphniidae
Product: prolyl 4-hydroxylase subunit alpha-1
Exons: 13
Coding region: 1118-2695 (525 amino acids)
Biological process (GO): peptidyl-proline hydroxylation to 4-hydroxy-L-proline
Cellular component (GO): endoplasmic reticulum
Molecular function (GO): L-ascorbic acid binding; procollagen-proline 4-dioxygenase activity; iron ion binding
Source: RefSeq, a predicted model, not a curated record
GAUCUUUCCGACGAUAUCCCAGCCUUGGAAACACAGCGAUCGUAACACAAACAACCGGAAAGACAAAUGCUGUUUUUGCCAUUAAAACACAGUAAGGGGUGAAUUUAGCUUUUUGUUAGUGAAGUGGAACUUUGAAGAACAAAGGCGACUGAAACUACUGACAUAGGUAGAAAGCGCUGGCUUAUAAAAGUAUUUCUGAGCACAGUACAUUUAGUUUUAAGCUCCGCCUAUGCCAUGGCUUAACUCCUGUGCGUACAGACAAAACGUAUUCUUUCCGCACAGUUGGAUAGUCGUUCGCUUUUUUAUAGAACGCGUUAGUAAUAAGUGAAUGAUCUACGCUUGCUUUGUACCAUUUUAUUACGUUAAUUCUUUCAACUUUUUUUCUGGUUAUCCGAAUAUCCUGUUUGUUUUUUUUAUCAACAGACGAACGUUUUCUGGUAUUGCAAAGAGCUAUUCUCAGAAUCGUAUAAUUUUGCUUUUGGACUCACCCAAACGUAUUAUACUUGUAUUAAUAUACGAGUACUGGUUGAAGGAAGGGCUUUAAAACCGGUUUCCAACCAACGUGGCGUGAUGAGAUGGAUCAUCUACAGUAUAAUGAAAGCGAAUUCAAGGCCGAUGACUGCUGCCGUUGUCCUCCACUAUAGCUUAAGAGAACACACUGAGGAAAAAACACAUUAGAUCUACCGUUACAUCAGUAAUAUUUUCUGCUGAAAUAUCGAUUACACCCAGAAGAAGGCGAUGAAAUUCCGCCACACAUCGGAUAGUUCUGAAUUUCCUCAUCAUUUUGACCACAAAAAAUUGGAAGUAAACGUUCCAGACAAACAGGCGUCUGUUCCGUGUUAUGGGUACGGCCUGCUGUGUGUGGCCGAAAGCGGCCGAAAGCACCUUGAAAAGAACGUUGGCUGUGGGGAAUUUUAAGUUACCUGCUGUUUUCCCAUAAGAACUCAUCUUUUCCUCUAAUCGGUAAGGGUGUGGAAGGACUUCUAGUCGGCCGCCAAGUGUGCUAAGACGUGGUUGUACUUCCUCGGACGGUCGGUGUUCAAGUGGGAAGCAUUUUCAUUUUGUUCUUUCAAACCGAAAUUGAAGUUGCCCAGCAAAGUCGGCUCUUUACGUUUUAAUGACAAACAUGCGUAUCUUGCAAUUCUUAUCCGCCCUUCUUCUGCUUCUCAUCCAACCAAAAAUUGCCCUUGGUGAUGUUUUUUCUGCUGUUGCGGGCAUGGAGGUUCUCGUAGCUACAGAAUCAGAGCUGGUUAAGCACCUUGAUACUUAUAUCCAGGAAGAGGAGAACAGGAUGAAACAACUGAGAGGAUUUCUCAAAGAGUACGAAAGCAUGAAUCAAGAGGCCAGUGUAGAUGCGUCGAAAUAUUUGGCUAAUCCAAUCAAUGCUUAUUUGCUAGUUAAACGCCUUACGUCUGAUUGGAAAAAGGUGGAAAAGGUCAUGUCUCAAAAUUCUGGGUCUGCGUUUGUCAAAAACAUUACCCAACAUCGCAGCGUGUUAUUGUUUCCAUCUGAUGACGAUUUGAAGGGAGCAGCAGUAGCCCUCAUGAGACUGCAAGAUACUUAUAAAUUGGAUACUCAUGCUUUAGCUGAAGGAAAUCUGUUGGGAAAGAAGUAUUCUCGCCAUCUUACUGCUGGCGAUUGCUGGGAACUUGGCCGCCAAUCCUACAACAACGGUGACCACUACCACACCGUUCUUUGGAUGGCAGAAGCUUUGAACAAGUUUGAAAAAGAGUCGAGCAAAACUGUUGCAAAGGAAAAUAUUCUCGAUUACUUAGCUUUUUCUACCUUCAAACAAGGUAAUUUAGAAGAAGCGUUACAGUUGACUGAUGAGUUGCUCAACAUUGUUCCAUACCACGAACGUGCAAUUGGCAACAAAAAACAUUACGAAAAACUUCUUCGUCAACGGGUAAUCGUCUAUCGAAAAGGAGAAGGUGUAAAUGCAAAUUUAAGCGAGCCCUUCAACACGGCCAACCUGAAAUUGACAAAACCCGCAGGAAGCACCGACAACUGGGAUGUGUAUGAAAAGCUGUGCAGAGGUGAGAAGUUAAUGGAUCUCAGAAUAGAAGGAAGUCUCCGUUGUCGUUACAUAACCAGGAAUGUGCCCUUCUUUUUCAUCCAGCCGAUUAAGAUGGAAGAGGCUUCCCUUAAACCACUAAUCGUCGUUUACCACGAUGUUAUUUCCGAUGAAGAAAUAGCGACUGUGAAGAAACUGGCGCAACCCAAGUUUCAACGAGCAACCGUUCAGAAAAGAGAGACAGGUGAACGUGAAGUAUCUACAUUUCGAAUCGCAAAAUCUUCGUGGUUAAAAAAUGAAGAACACGAGUAUGUACUGAAGAUUGAUCGUCGUAUUGGCGACAUUACAGGACUUGACAUGGCCACGGCUGAGGAUCUACAAGUAUGCAAUUACGGCAUUGGAGGGCAUUACGAGCCUCACUACGAUUACGCCAGAAAAGGCGAAGUUCAGAAAGACUUUGGAUGGGGCAAUCGGAUUGCCACUUGGCUAUUUUAUAUGAGUGACGUCGAGGCUGGCGGCGCGACUGUCUUCCCAAAGCUCAACCUUUCCUUAUGGCCAAAAAAAGGAAGCGCUGCCUUUUGGUAUAACCUGGAUCCAAAUGGUGAAGGCAACGACUUUACCCAGCAUGCUGCCUGUCCUGUCCUUACUGGAUCUAAAUGGGUUCUUUCCAGUGUCAAAUAAAUGGAUUCACGAGCGAAACCAAGAAUUUCGUCGUCCUUGCGGUUUGCAGCCUGAUUCCGAAAUGUUGUGAUUAGUUGUUGAUUUUAAAUUGUGAUGUUGUUGAUUAGUUCUAAUAAAAUUUUGCGUUCGAUAAGUGUGAUGAUCAUAGACUCUGAAUAUGUCCACUACUGACUUGUUUUUCCUUGUUGAAAUUCCCAUUACUGUAGUAUAACAUAUGCUAUUGAAUAGAUCAUAAAUUUCCAAUAAAUAGAUAGAUACGGA